Messenger RNA from Cutaneotrichosporon cavernicola, 978 nucleotides. RefSeq lists its product as uncharacterized. Gene Ontology annotation, molecular function: cysteine-type deubiquitinase activity. Gene Ontology annotation, biological process: protein deubiquitination. The transcript has 3 exons. Lineage: Eukaryota; Fungi; Basidiomycota; Tremellomycetes; Trichosporonales; Trichosporonaceae. The record is from RefSeq and is a predicted model, not a curated record. Bases 1 to 978 code for a protein of 325 amino acids.
AUGGGGAAGCGCAAAGCAGUCAAAAAGCUCCUCAAAUCUACCCUGCCAGUGCCAGUCUACGAGUACGAACAAGGCGUCGCUAUCGAGGACCUCGUCAACUUCUCGGACGACGAAGACCACACAUCCCAACUUACGACAACGUCAACGGUUCCCGCACACAACACAUCAUCCGGCCCAAGCGGGGCCUCAGCGUCGACAUUGGCAUCUGCCCUCGCCCCCAAUUCGAUGGGCUCUGGUCUCGGGACGCCUUCGGCAUCCGAGAGCGACGCGGACGGAUUCCGUGACACGAUUCGGGAAAAGAUUAACGAGAAGAAGAAGAGCAGCAAACAGCGCUUUGCAGAACGGCAGGCUCGCAAGCAACAGGCUGUCCUCGACUCCGGCCCAGCGCAAGACAUCGCAUGGAACGCACAGCUCGAGAAGGAACGCCUAGAGGAGAUUGCCGUGAUCAGCGACGCUUGCCGUGUCCUCGGCCGCCAGAUCUUUGAGAUCCAGCCCGACGGACACUGCAUGUUCUCUGCCGUGGCUGACCAACUGGGGCUCCUCGCCAUCCUGCCGCCCGAACAGGCCAACAAUCCGUACACGACCCGCCGCUUGGCCGCACAAUACAUGCGCGAGCACAAGGACGACUUUAUCCCUUUCCUCCCGAGCGUGGAUGGCGAGGACAUGCCGGGUGCGACGGACGACGGGAUCAUGAACGACGCCCAGUUUGGCGAGUACUGCCAUCGCGUAGAGGGAACAGCUGAAUGGGGAGGCGAGCCAGAAAUCCAAGCCCUCUCGCGGGCUUUCGAUAUCCCGAUCCACGUCAUCCAGCGCGGCCCACCGACCGUAGUGUCACAUGGUGGGGCGGGCGAUGCGUUUGGAGGCGCGACGGAAGCCAAGGCUAGCGCAGCGGCGGGGGAGCGCGUUGUCCGCAUCUCGUACCACCGCAGGAUGUACGGUCUGGGCGAGCACUACAACUCUCUCCGUCCGGCAAAGUAG